Molecule: messenger RNA, 4302 nt
Organism: Fukomys damarensis (Damara mole-rat)
Lineage: Eukaryota; Metazoa; Chordata; Mammalia; Rodentia; Bathyergidae
Gene: Sfi1
Product: SFI1 centrin binding protein
Exons: 31
Coding region: 406-4221 (1271 amino acids)
Molecular function (GO): phosphatase binding
Source: RefSeq, a predicted model, not a curated record
CGUCGCGUCGCCGUGGAGACGUGGGCGGGGCCAGCACAUGCAUGCGUCUGAAGGUGCGCGAAGAGCAAAACCUAGCAUAGGCCGCGCUGCCCUGCGGAGGCCUUCUGAGGCCUCUGGCUCUCAUCGCGACGCCUCCUGGGCGCCACCCGGAGGUCUCGGCCUCCUCAGGUACAAUGCCAGGUCUGAUCGUCCUCAGCCUUUAACUAGCUCUGCUUCUCUGGGAACCCAGAAACGAGCGCAUAUGGUUCCGAAUAAGGCCCUAGGAUUUCUGGGGCGCCUCUGCUUUCUGCUCUUGUACAAGGUGCAGGUGUUAGGAGGAAAAAGACUUUUGAUACCUGAAUAAUCUCACUAGGAAGUGUAUUAUCAAGCCACUGGUUGAAUUUUCAUCAACGGAUUAGGCAGAGCAUGGAGAAGAAGGCUGAUGGCAGGUCUUUCAGGGAUGAUGAAGUGAAGAAACCUUAUUCUCCAAAGGCACUGCCCAUAACAAAGUCUGCCUUCUCUGGGAGAGGCCGAAGAACCACCUGUCCAGUGAAAUACGGCACCUCACACCCUGGGACCAGAAGAGGUCGGUUAAGAGAAUUGCGCGUCAGAUGCGUGACCAGAAAAUUCUUGUAUUUGUGGAUUCGAAUGACUUUUGGAAGAAUAUUUCCUUCGAAAGCCAGGUUUUACUACGAGCAGAAAAUACUGCGGAAGGUCUUUGAGCGGUGGAGAGAAGAGUGGUGGGUUUCUCACCGAGAAUGGAAACUCCGUGUUCGAGCCGACUGUCACCACAGGUACUACUUGUACAAUGUGGUGUUCCAAAGUUGGAAGGCCUGUGUGCACUGGCGUCAGGAGAUGAGGAACAAGCGUAUGAAAGCGGAGGAUCAUGAUGCAAAGCAAAAGAUUCGACAGGCCUGGAAGUCGUGGUUGAUCUAUGUGGCUGUUCGUAGGACCAAAUUUCAGAUGCAGACUUCUGCUCUGGAGUUUAGGCAACAGAAUAUUUUACGGACGUGGUGGAACAAGUGGAGGCAGCAGCUAGGACGGGCCCGCAUGAACCACGCUUUCUGUGCCACAGCCGUGAAGCACAGGGCCUUGGGCCUCCAGCUGCAGGCUUGGUCUCGGUGGAAGGAACAGCUUCUGCUGAGCCAGAGGGAGAAAUGGAAGGUGGUCUUAGCAGUGCGACAUCAUCAGUGGUGGCAAAAGAGGAAGUCCCUGAGGGCCUGGCUUGAAUAUCUGAACGUGAACCGAAUACGACGACAGCAGAAUGAGAUGGCUGAGCGAUUGCAUCGUGUCACCGUGCUCCAGAUACACUUCUGUGACUGGCGGUGGGCCUGGGAGCAGAGGCAGAGCUUGUGUGCCCACCGAGCCCUAGUGGAAGCGCUGAGGAGGAAGAUGGCCCUGCGGAGGGCCUUCUUGCACUGGCGGCAUUAUGUGUCACUGUGUUCAGAAGAAACUGCCCAGCGUGAGGUUGCAGAACGGCACCAUCGGCACAGCCUGCUGAUUUACUGCUUUAGAGCCCUGAAAGACAAUGUGACCCAAGUCCAUCUCCAGCAAAUAAGAAGGAAUCUUGCACACCGGCAGCACGACAUGAUGUUGCUGCAUAGAUUCUGGAACUGCUGGCAGUCUCGGAUUGAGCAGAGGGAAGAAAAAGAGCAGCUCCCUUCAUUGAAUACAGCCUGGGAUCACUACAGGAUAACAUUGCUACACAAGUGUAUGAAGUUGUGGUUACAUUAUACUCAGAAGAGAAGAUACAAGCAGCUCCUGCGGGUCAGAGCAGAUGGUCACUUCCGGCAGAGAGCCCUGCCUGCUGCUUUCCACACAUGGAGUAGGCUCUGGCGAUGGCACCAGCGGGACAGCGCCCUCGACGCCAGAGCGGUGUGUUUUCACAGGGAGAUGAUGGAGAAGCAGGUGUUUGCUGUCUGGCGGCAGAAGAUGUUUCAGCAUCGAGAAAACCGCUUAGCAGAGAGGAUUGCCGUGCUCCAGGCAGAGCAGCAGCUUCUGCGGGGGUCCUGGUCCUCCUGGCGCCAGCGGGCAGCAGCGCGUCACCAAGAGCGCGAGUGGGAGGCGGUGGCCCGCGCCCAGCACCACCACAGGCAGCUCCGAGAUGCUUUCUGUGUCUGGAGGGAGAGGGCCGAGGGGCUCAGAGCAGAGAGGAUGAGCAGGCUGCAGGCCGCACGAUUCCACUCAGCGCAGCUCCUGUGCUGGGCCUGGAGCCGGUGGAGGGAGAGGCUGGCCCUACGGGAAGCCGAGCGGCAGAAGCUGAUGCGGGCGGACCUGCACAGCCAGCGUUCCGUGCUGCAAAGAGCGCUGCAGAAGUGGCUGGCUUACCAGGGCAGGGUGUGGAGCGUCCUACAGGAAGUGACCGUCAGGGAGAGCCAGCACAACAGGCAGCUCAUGCGGUGGGCGUUACAUCGCUGGAGGAAGAACGCCAUGGCCCGUGCAGAUGAGGCCAGAAAAUCCUCUCAAGCAAGAGCCCACUACAGAAGGACCCUGUAUUCCAAGGUCCUGGUCCAGUGGCGGGAGGUGGCCUCGGUGCAGAUACAUUACCGACAGCGGGAGGCCUGUGCGCUCAGGGAGGCCCGGAAGGUGCUGGCGAGGGGCUGUCUCCGCACCUGGUUUCGGCGCUGGCGGGACUGUAGCCAGAGGGCUGCCCAGCAGAAAGCCCUGCUGGAGGGGGCAGCCUGGCAUCACCACCGGCACCUGCUGCGGGCGGCAAUGGCACAGUGGAAGACGCACCAUCUGGGGUGUGUCAGGAAAAGGAUCCUGCAGACGCAGGGCACCCGACUCCUGGCGCGGAGACUCAGCUGGGCCUGCUUCCAGCGGUGGAGACGACAGCUAGUGGCCAAGAGGCAGGAGCAGCAGUGCACAGCCCGGGCCCUGUGGUUCUGGGCUUUCUCUCUACAGGCAAAGGCUUGGGCUGCAUGGCUGGGCUUCGUGCUGGAGAGGAGGAGGAAGAAGGUGCGGCUGGAGCAGGCGGUACAGGCCUACCAGCAGCAGCUCCUCCAGGAGGGCGCCACCCGGCUCCUGCGCUUCACAGCCAACGUGAAGGCCUUCCGGCAGCAGCUUCAGGCCCGGCAGCAGGUCCAGGCAGCCGAACGUCUCCACCGUGCCGUCCAACGCUGUGCCGAGCUCUGGAAACAGAAGGUGCUGGGCCCAGGCAGGGAGUCUCAGCCCCUAGCACCCUUUGCACCCAGCAGGAGAGUGACGUUUGAUGGUCCCCUUCUUGACCUUGUUGCUGCUGGAGCUGGGGAUGCCACCUUGGAAACCAGGAGGCCGCAAGCUCGGCAGCCUCGGGCAGCCCUGGGCAGCCUGGCGCUGGCUGCUGGGGAGCCCCAGCUUCUGGAGCUCAGUGCCCGCUCGGCAAGGAAGCAGCCACGAUGCCCACAUUUUCUGCUAGAGCCCACGCCAAGCCAGAGGUCUCCGGGGUGUGGCACCCUCACAGGGCGUGGGCCAGAGAAGCCUCAGGAACAGGGCCAAGCAGGCUCUUCUCUGACCAGAUCCUUCCUGACUGGGGCCCUGCCCAAUGCUCCUGGCCUAAAGCUACCCUCUGUGACAGGCCAAGGCCCAGAACUACUGCCCCCUUCCUCCUUCACGACUCUCAGGGCAGGAGCAGCAGCAGCAGCCUGGAUGUCAGCACAACCCACCACCCUGGGGCCUAAACCCAAGGCCCCCCCAGCUCUGACCUGUGGCCCUGACCCUCCUCUGCUCCUGCCUGAGGACUUCACAGGAACGAGGGCCAGGCCUGAUCUUGGCUGUGACGCUGCAGUUAAGUACUUGGGACCUCAAAAGGCAGCACUCAGCCCAGUCCUGCAUCUUGGACUUGAGACUCAUCCUGGUUCCAGAGGGGAAGAUGGUCAUACCACAGGCCACAUGGACCUGGAGGCUGAGCUGGAGGGGAUCCAGCAGCAAUUACAGCACUACCAGACCACCAGGCAGAACCUCUGGUCCUGCCGGCGACAAGCAAGCAGCUUACGGAAGUGGCUGGAGCUGAGCCAGGAGGAGCCCAGGGCUGAAGACCGGGAUGCAGAGCGGCAGAUGCAGAAAGAGCUGGAGGAGGUGAGACCCCAAGCUACCCCGGGAGGACGGUUCCCGGGGCUGUGCAUCCUCCCCAUUCAGCCCGUCCCUCCCUCCCCCCAGGUGGAACUGCAGAUCGAGCAGCUGGCCACGGAGCUCCAGGCCCAGCGCCAGCCCGUCCAUGCCUGCAUAGCACGCAUCCGGGCCCUGCGGGGCGCUCUGUGCUGAGGGGCUCACCCCAGGGAGACAGUGUUCCCGAGCAGGGUAGGCUCGGGCCACCUCCGGUAACAUAAAGCGAUGCUACCCUGA